Molecule: messenger RNA, 3364 nt
Organism: Amyelois transitella
Lineage: Eukaryota; Metazoa; Arthropoda; Insecta; Lepidoptera; Pyralidae
Product: transcription factor Ouib
Exons: 7
Coding region: 220-1311 (363 amino acids)
Biological process (GO): regulation of DNA-templated transcription
Cellular component (GO): nucleus
Molecular function (GO): RNA polymerase II cis-regulatory region sequence-specific DNA binding; DNA-binding transcription factor activity, RNA polymerase II-specific; zinc ion binding
Source: RefSeq, a predicted model, not a curated record
CCUCGGACUUUCUAUUUUAUUUUUUAUUUACAUAUGUAGAUAGUCUAAAUAAUAAUAAAUAAAUAGUGUACAAAUAAUACUAUGUGACUAAACUAUUGCUUUUGGGGGUUAUUAUUGCUCUAUAUAGUUUUAGUUUACACUUUCGAAAAUUGCAAUAUCUGGUCUAGAAAACUUUUGAAUCAAUGGAAAAGGGACCAAAUUCAGAAAUUGUUUUCAAAAAUGGACCACAACAGUGCAAUGGAUACAAAAAUGUGUGACUUAUUAGCAGGAGACCAGAUGAAAGACUACUGCAGAGUGUGCAUGGCUCAUGGUACAAAUAUGAAAGAAAUAUUCAACAUUGAAUCCAAUAUAAUUAAUCAAAUUGAAUUUUGCACUGGUUUAAAACUUACCCAGCAGGAGGAAUUGCCGUCGCGAAUAUGCUGCGGCUGUUAUACAAACCUGUCUGUUGCGUACAACUUCAAAACAACUUGUAUCAAUACGGACGAGGUCCUGCAGAAACUGCUCAUGCAAAACGUCAAAGUGGAGGUGGAAGACGACUAUGACUGUUUUGAUGAAACAAGUGGAACUGAAAUGCAUGAUGUAGAGCUGGAAGUCAAAAAGGAGGUUGUCAUUAAGAAGGAAGACAUGAAAUGCAAACCUCGUAUCAAACUCAAGUCACUCCCUGUCCAAAAGAGAGUGUCACAGCCGCUAAAGAAGAAAGUGGACCCGCUUUACUGUGAGACGUGUCGCGUGAACUUCAAAACCAAGAAACUGCGAGAGGAUCACGACAAGGACUUACAUUUGGACACAUUGGAGACUUUUAUAUGUGAGAUAUGCGGCAAAGUGUUCCUACACCGAAGCUCGUUGUACACCCACAGCCGGUCUCACCUGCCGCCUCAGUUCUCGUGUCCAGACUGCGAUUACUCCACGUGGCAUAAACACGACCUCAACAAGCACAUAUUGAGGCACAGAGGCACAAAACGAUUCCAGUGCGAAUUCUGCACCGCCUCUUAUUACACGUCGUCGAAUCUGCUCUGUCACAUCCGUCGGUUCCACGAACGUCUGAAGCCGCACGAGUGCCACCUCUGCGACAAGAAGUUCUACGACACGACUAAACUCAACAGGCAUUUAGAUUCGCAUAACGAUGUCAAACGCUUCGAAUGUGACAUCUGUCACUCGCACUUCACACGCCGGUGUUACUGGAAGAAGCAUCUUCAGCGUCAACACAACGUCACGAUACCGCCGCAGCGGCCGGGCAGACAGAGGCUCAUCAUGACUGUCGGGGAAGACUUGAUGAACAAACCCGUUAAUACGUUUCAGAAAUAUGACUAAAUUAUAAUUUGGGAUUGAUUUUUUUUUUUUUUUUUAUGCGACUCUGGCUGGCGACUUGUCGCUUUGUAUGAAUCGCGAUUCAAAAAAGUGUUAAAAAAUGUUUAUUUGCCCUGGUCGACUUUUACAUUCUGCUGUAGAAAUUGGCACAUUUGUUAUUCCCUCUAUCGGGCUAGCAUCAUCUGUGGUCCUAUUCAAAAUGCCCGCCCACACAAUACGAAAUUUUCGAAAUAACAUUCUUAAAAUGAAACAAAGAAUUUUUUUUGACGUACAUUGAUCAUUUACAAACUCGUAUUUCAUUGCCCAAUGAAAUUGUAAAUGAUAUUUUCUUUUUUAUUUUAAUUGCCGUGAAGUUCCCGGCACCAAUAGAAAAAAGAAUAGGACCAAUCCAUCUCUUUCCCAUAGAUGUCGUAAAAGCCGACUAAGGGGUAGGCUUAUAAACUUGGGAUUCUUCUUUUAGGGGAUGGGCUAGCAACCUGUCACUAUUUGAAUCUCAAUUCUAUCUUAAAGCCAAAUAGCUGAACGUGGCCUAUCAGAGUCUUUAUAAGACUGUUGGCUCUGUAUACCCGCAAGGGAUAUAGACGUGAUUAUAUGUAUGUUUUUUAUUUUUAUUGCACACAAACUUUUGUUAACCUAAUCUUGAGGAGAAGAUCUCAAGUUUUUCAACAAAGCCCUCUUUGAGUCUAUAAAGACUUACUAAGGUAUGAUUACACUCUCAGGAGUCACUAUUUUAAAUGUGAUGAAUAUGCGUGUUAAGCCACGAACACACCGGCCCAACAAACAGGCUUGCAAAUGUUUGUUGAUCCUGUGUAGACCUGGCUUAAGACAUAUGUAUGUGAUCGUCAGGAACGAUACAUAACUAUGGAUAUGACAAAAUUUAUUUGUAUGAACGAUUCGCAUAAAAAAUCACAUUCACCGAAAGUGAUUUUUUAUGUGACUUUUAAUAUAAUGGUCACAUAAAAUGGCUGACGUCACAAUAUAAGGAAACUAAUUUUCUAGAACCGAAUUUAAACAUUCGCGUUGCAUUAUACUAUUUAUAAAUAAUACAGUUAUUAAAAUAGAAUAAAUUUAUUUUCAAAAUUGGAUACAAGGUAUCACUUAUUGACGUCACAUAACUUAAAUCUAAUUAUAACUACUACCGCUUCCAAAGCGCAUGUGUAGAAGAAGCGGCGGAACACACUACACUGCAGCAUAUUCAUCGGACGUCAAUUUACAAAUAUAGAUCUCUUAAAUCUAAAUCGUGGACGAAUGCACAUUGUCUACAUUAAAAAACAUGAAUGAAUGAUAAACGCGCACGUAACGUCCCUACCUUUAUUUUAUCUCGGACGUUUCGAAAAAACAUGUAGGUAUGUCAGAAUCGCGGUAAUCACUUAGUAGUUUUAUCCUUUGGUUAUGGAACCCUAAAAACGACGUCAAAAAAAUUUUUUUUCAUUUUGUCAGUACCCUCAAUAUUUUUUAUUUAUUUAAUAUUUGUUUCUGCAGGUACACAAAAGGUACCAAAUCUACAUAUACAGUUUACUUACCUACAUAUGCUAACUAGUAGUACACCCGCGGUCCUGACGUCAGGAUGGCGGGUGUACCUAUUUUAUUUAAAAAGUUUACAUAGAAGGAGGUAUUUUUAGGAUAGGUACACUGAGGUACACAUCAGGUACGUUUUUAAUCCAAAACAGAUAUUUAAAUCCGUGAGGUACACCCGCGAUUCUGACACACAUGAACAAACGUGUCACAAUGAUCCGUGCAGGCGGAGCAGUAGCCGGCUGGUUUUCGUCGCUCGGUGACCGCGGGUAAUUGUACCAUGAUUCGAAACUUCAGCAAUAAAAUAAAGGUACCUAUGUUACGUGCGCGUUUUAUACCUGUAUCGUUAUAAAUAGUAUAAUUUGCUAGAUUCUAAAUGUGACGUUUUAUGAGACUGUUAUAUAUAAUGAUCGGCACAUGACUAUGGUUGUAAUGUCAUAUUGUAAAAAACUUUGUUAUAAAUGUGGGACCUAAAAUACAAUGUGUAUCGGUACAUAGCCGAGUGAGCAUUGUAGCAAUAAAAUGUAAAUAAUUUUUAAGA